UGUAGACGCGUGUGUGUGUGUGUGACAACCACACAUGUCUAAGGCGGGGUGUCAUAGCACCCUGCAGCAAGGAUGGCACGCAAAUCAGGGCAUGAAGAUGCAUGUCAUUACGUACAUGUUCCUUGACUUGAAUGGCUCGAGGACGCCAAGAGGAAAGCCUUGAAUGGUUGGGAAAAAGAGAACAUGAAAACACGGCCAACGCGAUGAGGAAAAGUACGAACUGUUUGGCAGAGUAGUUCACGCAUAGACUGUAUCACCUUUGAAGUCUUCUUUCCGCCAAGGAAAACGCAACAUAUACCCUUAGCCAUUGAGAGCAUAGUGGGCUUAGCGAAGUCUGUGUAGUGCUUGCCUGUUUUUCACAGUGUCUAUCUGACUAUCUUGUUGUCAUGUCAGUAGCGUAAUCAAUUUUUCUUCAGGUCAAAAAUCGUUUCUCCACUUUCUGGCUUUGUGUGUGUGUCCAGGACGUCUAUUUGCAUUCCAGGCGGGCACUGAAGCGCCCGGAAGCAAAUCAUGCUGCUUUUUGAGUUGUGGGCGAAGGCAGAUGGGCGACGCUAAAGUGGGUGAGUUGGCAGCCUCCAAAGAUCAUGAUACUUGCAAAGCAGCAUGCAGCACCAAAGCAGUUUUGUUGAGUUUCUUAGUUUUUGCUUUGCAACCUACUCUGUUUUGCCCCACGACCUUCCAUUUAGUGCCAAGAUCUCCUUCACCAUCGUCCGAAAUGGCAAGGGUGAGCCUCAGGCACGAAAUGUUAUGCGAGCUGAAGAAGCCAUGGCACUGAAGGCCAAGAUUCAAAAGCGUGAGCGUCGCGAGCAAGAACAAAAGCGCCAAAAGCACCAAGUGCUGGAGAAGGUCGUGGUCUCCGAGCGGGCGACCGUCAUGUCAGAAGAGGAGGCCAAGCGCUUUCAAGAGGCUUUGAAGAAGAAGCGCCUUUGACUUCAAUUUCGGAUUAAAAAGAGAACGAGAUAUGCAAUUUUUGGGAAAGUUACAGGUUGCAAAUAGAUUGCAACUCUGCUGGUGAUAUGGCUGAGCUGGAUAUCGGAGCUGCAUAGCGAAUUCUCAGCGGAUGUUUGUUUGAGCGCGUUAUUAUGUAUUUUGUAGUUUCCCAAACCACACCACGACGGGUCCGUCAAAACACCGUUCAAAGCAAAUAUAAAACAACGCAUGCGUGUGUUCACUUGCUU
Messenger RNA from Durusdinium trenchii, 1178 nucleotides. The record is from the annotation of a GenBank genome assembly. NCBI's taxonomy places the organism in Eukaryota, Dinophyceae, Suessiales, Symbiodiniaceae.